This is a messenger RNA of Talaromyces stipitatus ATCC 10500, 1563 nucleotides long. RefSeq names its product cytochrome P450, putative. The record is from RefSeq and is a predicted model, not a curated record. Gene Ontology annotation, molecular function: iron ion binding; monooxygenase activity; oxidoreductase activity, acting on paired donors, with incorporation or reduction of molecular oxygen. The coding region runs from base 1 to 1563 and encodes 520 amino acids. NCBI's taxonomy places the organism in Eukaryota, Fungi, Ascomycota, Eurotiomycetes, Eurotiales, Trichocomaceae. The transcript has a single exon.
AUGUCCGCCACUAUAGUUCUUUGGUCAAUUCUAGGCCUCGUUGUCCUCAGAGUCAUUUAUGAGCGCAUACGAGACAGAAGUCUUCCUCCAGGACCUCGCCGUCUUCCACUUAUCGGAAAUUUCCAUCAAGCCCCUACCGAACUUCCAUGGAUAACCUACCGAAAUUGGAUCCAGGAGUAUGGUCCUAUCACCAGUGCCCAAUUCGGCGGGAACACGGUGAUUUUCAUAGGAGACGCCUCUAUCGCCAGAGACCUUCUAGACAAACGAGGCAAUAUCUACAGUGAUCGACCGCGAAUGGUUAUGGCUGGCGAGAACUUGACAAAAGGCAUGCACUUGUUACUUCGCCGCUACGAUGAACGAUACAAGCUUCAUCAACGUCUUGAUGCACCAGUGCUCAGUCCCCGUGCGUCAAAGACAUACUAUCCGUUGCAGGAUCUGGAAAGCAAGCAGCUAUUGUUUGAUUUCUUGUCGACGAAUCAUUUUAGAAAGGUGUAUGAACGAUACGCGGCAAGUCUGGUUUAUAGUCUUGCAUACGGAAUCCGCUUGCAGACCGGUGCCGAGCCGAUGUUGAAGCAUGCACACCAAAUACAGGAAAAUUUUGGAUACGCGGGCCGUGUGGGUACGUGGAUUGUAGAUGCACUACCUUUCCUUAACAUCCUCCCAUCUUGUCUGGCCCCGUGGAAAAAGACAGCCGAAGCAUUCUACCAUCUUGAAAAGGCGCUGCACUUGGGUAACAUGCAGACCGCACUCGCUAGCAAGAGCUGGAACUGGGCCAAAGAGUUCUUGGCUUCUAAAGAAGCGUCUGAGAUGUCAGAUAUUGAAUUGGCUUACAAUGUGGGAAUCCUUGCCGACGCCGGUCUUGAUACUACCUCCGUGCAAAUGCGUAUGUUCACCCUGGGUGUUAUCUCGUAUCCAGAGUUUGUCACGAAGGCCCAGCAAGAAUUAGAUGAAGUUAUUGGAUUAGACCAACUUCCCACUCUAGAAGACGAACCCGACCUUCCUUAUGUCACUGCAGUGAUGAAGGAGAGCCUUCGAUGGCGUUCUAUUGUUCCGGGGGGCAUCCCGCAUGCCACUCUAGAGGAAGACGACUACCUAGGUUAUCGAAUUCCAAAGGGAGCUACCAUAAUAAGCUUGUUCUGGGCUAUGGCCCUGGAUGAGAACACGUUCGAUAGGCCUCUAGAGUUUCGUCCCGAAAGAUGGCUGGAGGUGCCAGAGAGUGGGAAAGAGCGAUUUGUGAAUUUCUUCGGAUACGGACGUCGCAUCUGCACGGGCAGGCAUAUUGCCAAAAACUCGCUCUUCUUACUUAUUGCACGUAUUCUAUGGGGUUUCAAUAUUUGUCCUACUAUCGGUGAUGAUGGUAAGCCCAAACAAGUUAAUGAUAUGCACAUGACCUCGGGGUUUGUCUCUUCACCAUUGCCAUUUGAGGCCAUCUUCAAGCCACGCAGCGAGCAUCACAAGGAAAUUAUUGAGAGUAGCUGGCACAAUGCUGAGAAGGAUGUGGGCGUGAUUCUGGGUUCUAUCAAAGAGAAGCAGAUUUCGAUUGGUUUAAAAGUUCGUGGUUGA